GAGGCCCGCGCGGCCCCGCGCCCACCCGCCUGCCACCUGGCCCGUCGCCUGCAUCCGCACCGCCGGCCUGCGAGGUGGGGCCGGCCGGGAUGCCCGCCUUACGGAAGAAGAAACAGGUUCAGAACCCGGAGGACGUCCCCCGCGCGCUGAGCUAAGGACGAGCUUCGGGGGUUUGCGCCCCCUCCCCCUCCACGUGCAUGCCUUGCCCUUCACCUGCGCCCGGGACCCCCGCUCCCCGCCUUGGAAACCCGCGCCCGCCGCGCAGCACACGGAGGGAAGAAAGGCUCGCAGAGGGCCGGGGCUGGGGGCUGGACCGCGGUGGCCGCUCUGCCUCGCAGUCCUCACAAAGGGGGAAACAGACCUUGAAGGAUGCAGUGUCUGACCUCGAGUGCUUUGGAACGUGGGUCUUGGGGCUCAGAUUAGAAUUCCUUCCUUCCACACUUUUUCAGUACGAUAGAGGCUUGGUGGACCCUCCACUUCCCACCAGACCCCCCCCAGGCCUCGUUCCUGGCACACAGGCCCUCUGCGGCCUCUAUUGAGAGCCUGUGCAUAGCAGAAGGCUCAAUACACAUUUGUUUUUGGUUGUUGUUUUUUUAAAUAUUUUUUUUAUUUAUUCAUGGGAGAGGCAGAGGGAAAAGCAGGCUCCCUGGAGGAAGCCUGAUGGAGGACUGGAUCCGAGGACCCGAGAUCACGACUUGAGCCGAAGGCAGAUGCUCAACCACUGAGCCACCCAGGUGCCCUACACAUUUGUUAACUGAACUAUGAACAAGGAGAAGCUCUGUGAAUGAGGCCAACCUACCUCCUGCCCUCUUAGGACCUACAUCAUUAAGGAGGGCCGGGAGGGGCACAUAGAGGGUAUACAUGAGCAAAUACCUCAGCCAGAUCCUUCAAGGCUCGCGAUGAGUGAUAAAAUAAAAGGAAUAAAAUAAGGGUAACAAGUGGCACAGUUGGCGGAACUCCUUUAAUUGGGCGCUCAGGGCACCUGGGUGGCUCAGUGGUUGAGCGUCUGCCUUCUGCUCAGGUCAUGAUCCCAGGAUCCUGGGAUGAGUCCCGCAUCAGGCUCUCCUCUGCCUAUAUCUCUGCCUCUCUCUGUGUGUCUCUCACGAAUAAAUAAACUUAAAAGAAAAAAUUGGGUGGUCAAAGGAGGUGGCCGUGAAGAAGCCCCCUUUGAUGACAGAUGGGGAAGCUGAGAGCCAGGAAAGAAUUGAGGACAGAUGGAGGUCAUGGUGCAAGGCCUUCAGCAGGGUGGGGCUACAUUAGAUACAGUGGUCAGUGCUCUCGAGAGGAUAAUUGAGCUCAGCUCUGAAUAACAAUAUGAGGAACCCUCUGGCCUGGAGCAGUACUCCAGGGAGAUUAGCAUGUGAAGUUCACUGGGAGCUGGGCUGGGGACUCUGGGGAGGACAGACCCUGGCCCUGACCUCAGGGGGCUUGUGUCCGGUGGGGGUGGGGAGGGGAGAGAGGACAGUCAACAAAUAGAUCUAUGUUAUGAUGUGGCCAGUGCCAGGAAGAAAAAAAAAAAAAAAACUUGUAAGGGUUGGAGGGUGGGGCAGGGUGUCGAUGCCACUUCAAACAGUGAUCAGAACUGAGCUGCUUUGCGGAGGGAAGUUCAAGGAGGCCCCCGUGGAGGGAGGUGACACAGUUGCCUGUUUGCUUUUAAUGGUGAUUCCAGGUUUUGGAGCAGAGCAGAUGGAUCUAUAGGAUCUCAACCCUCCUGGCCUUAAACUAUCCCUCAAGGCUCUGGUCUCAGAAAACUAAAGAUUUUUAAGUGGGCAAAAGACCCUCUUGGGUCUGAUCUCAUUUUCUCACAAAACUCAAUCACCCAUGCCCUCCCCCCUUCCUUGUUAUUCUUGAACACACAAGGCUAGCUGGUCCCCUCACCUCCCUCAAGUCUCAAUUCCACCAUGUUCUACCCUGGAGAAAAGUGAGCCUCCCCCCUCGACCCCAGUAACCCUUUAUAAUCCCUCCUCGAUUUAUUUAGCCCCAUUGCAACUUGGAAGGCACUCCAAGUUUUGCAGUUACUUCUUUGAGCCUGUCUCCCUCAGAAAUAAACUGUGAUAGGCCAGGGAUUCUUUUCUUUAAAGAUUUUAUUUAUUCAUGAGAGACACACAGAGAGAGGCAGAGACAUAGGCAGAGGGAGAAGCAGCUCCCUGCAGGGUCCUGAUGCAGGGCUGGAUCCCAAAACCCCAAGAUCAUGACCUGAGCUGAAGGCAGAUGCUCAACCAUUGAGCCACUCAGGUGCCCCUUAUUUUCUGUCUUGUUCACGGCUCUAUCCUCAGUGCUUAGAGCAGAACCCAGUGCACAGUGAAUGCUCAAAAAAUGUUUGUCCACUGGAUUUUUGUUGUAAUGCAUUUAAUGGAACAGUCCCGAUUACUCAUAGGCGCCCAGGGAGAAACGUGGCCCUUACUGUUAUGUCUCUCUCGCCGGGAGUGUGCGUGGGCACCGUGCGCCUUAGUUGCACCCGCCCCUAAAACGGAAUCAGAAGUAGCAGUUUGUGUGCGUGGUCGUGAGACCUGGGCGUCAUUAAGAUUUGGUCCCUAAGAAAAUGCAGUGGGCUCGGCUUUGAUCAAGCGGGGCUGCCGCCCGGGGCCCCUGCGGGGCCGCCCCAGCCUCUCCCGUCAGGCCCCGCCCCCCGGGGGCGGAGCCACGGGCCGGGCCAGCACGUGUAAGAGUUCGCCGCGGGUCGCCGCAGUCACUCACCUGAGCGCCACGGACUGAGAGCGCACGGCCCUCGCGUCCUCCGCCCGCCAGCCCGCCCGGCCCGCGACCCAUGUCCCGCCGCAAGGCCGGCUGCACGCCCCGCCGAGUCGACCCCGCGCCCGCCUCCAGCACCGACGACGAGAUGGAGAUGCCGGACCUCGUCAUCGAAGUGAAGCCCGAGCCAGACGCGCGGCCCCUGCAGGCCCCGGGGCUGGGGCUCUUCUCCCCGAAGGAAGUGCCCGCGCCCGCGCCGGGGCGGUUCGACGGCGAAGCCCGCCACUCCCCCGGGCCCGAGCCCGUGCCCGCCGGGAGCCCUCUCCACGCCCUCGGCGCGCGGAACCAGUGGGCGCUGUGGACGCCGCUGAUCGGCAACCCUCGCGACCGCCAGCCCUGGACGGACAAACACCCAGAUCUGUUGACCUGCGGCCGUUGCCUGCAGACCUUUCCGUUGGAGGCCAUCACUGCUUUCAUGGACCACAAGAAGUUGGACUGUCAGCUUUUUAGAGGCCCCAGCCCCUGCCAGGGCUCAGAGCGCAAGGACCCCAAGGCCCUGAGCUGCUUCCGCUGCGGGAGGCAGUUCACGGGGGCCUGGAAACUGCUGCGCCAUGCCCAGUGGGACCACGGACUGUCCAUCUACCAGACGGAAGCUGAGGCCCCAGAGGCCCCACUACUGGGCCUGGCCGAGGUAGCUGCUGCUGUGUCGGCCGUGGUGGGGCCCGAAGCGGAGGCCCAGGGCCCCCGAAUGAGCAUCGUCCCCAGGCGGAGCCCCACCUGCCCUGUGUGCGCAAAGACCCUCAGCUCCUUCAGUAACCUCAAGGUGCACAUGCGCUCACACACCGGCGAGCGGCCCUAUGCCUGUGACCAGUGUCCCUAUACCUGUACCCAGAGCAGCAAGCUCAACCGCCACAAGAAGACCCACCGGCAGCCCCAGCCCCAGAGCCCCUGCAGGGCUGAAGCCAGUCAGGAACAGGCCUCUGCCACUGCCCCUCCUGAGCCAGCUGCUCACGCUGCAGCCCCAGCCAGCACCCUCCCAUGUGGUAGAGGUGGGGAGGGUGCCGGGGCCGCUGCCACUGCAGGCGUCCAGGAACCGGGGGCUCCUGGCGGUGGGGCUCAAGUAGGCCCUGGUGGGGCCAGCUGGGGACCUAACACCAAGGUAGAGAGAACUGAACCUGCUAAGAGUGAGCUGUCCCCAAAGAAGAUGCCAAAGCCAGUGGGCAAGAGCCGCGGGCCUGGGGGCAGCUGUGAGUUCUGCGGGAAGCACUUUACCAACAGCAGCAACCUGACGGUGCACCGGCGCUCCCACACGGGCGAGCGGCCCUACUCCUGCGAGCUCUGCUCCUAUGCCUGUGCCCAGAGCAGCAAGCUCAAUCGCCACCGCCGCAUGCAUGGCCUGGGGCCCGGCAGCCCCCGCUUCGAGUGUCCCCAUUGCUGUGUGCCCUUCGGCCUGCGGGCCACCCUGGACAAACACCUGCGGCAGAAGCACCCCGAGGUGGGUGGGGAGGCCUGAGCCUUGGGCACACCCUCCCUGCUGCUCCUGGUACCACUGGGGCUGCCGCUCGUUCAUCUCCUUGUCCUUUCUCUGCUGCAAGUAAAUCUGCCCUGCCUAGCUACA
This is a messenger RNA of Canis lupus familiaris (dog), 4309 nucleotides long. RefSeq names its product zinc finger protein 296 (gene ZNF296). The transcript is spliced from 3 exons. Gene Ontology annotation, molecular function: RNA polymerase II cis-regulatory region sequence-specific DNA binding; DNA-binding transcription factor activity. Gene Ontology annotation, biological process: negative regulation of dendrite development; regulation of transcription by RNA polymerase II. The coding region runs from base 2768 to 4204 and encodes 478 amino acids. Gene Ontology annotation, cellular component: nucleus. The record is from RefSeq and is a predicted model, not a curated record. NCBI's taxonomy places the organism in Eukaryota, Metazoa, Chordata, Mammalia, Carnivora, Canidae.